Rhagoletis zephyria (snowberry fruit fly) is the source of this 870-nucleotide messenger RNA. Lineage: Eukaryota; Metazoa; Arthropoda; Insecta; Diptera; Tephritidae. The record is from RefSeq and is a predicted model, not a curated record.
GUGAUUGACGCCGCAGUGGAGUGCAACGUUCCCUACCUCGUCUACAUCAGCGGCGCCGAUGUCAACGUCGGCUACGAUCCAAUCUACUACGGCUCAGAGAACACGACCUUUAUUCCGAAGAAGCACCUGCUCGGUGACUAUUCCAAGACUAAGUACGAGGCAGAGCAGGCGGUCACUGAAGCCAGUGGACGUCAACUGCGAAAUGGCAACCAAAAGCUGAGCACUGUCGUCCUCCGACCGAGCAUGAUCUACGGCGAAGAGGACACACACUUUGUAACGACCAUUCUGAGCAUUGCCAAGCAGACCUCCGGCAACCAAAAGCUGAGCACUGUCGUCCUCCGACCGAGCAUGAUCUACGGCGAAGAGGACACACACUUUGUGACGACCAUUCUGAGCAUUGCCAAGCAGACCUCCGGUGUUCUGCGCAAAAUUGACAACGUCUUCAUUCGAAUUCAGCCAGUUUACGCCGGCAAUGUUGCCUCCGCCUGCCUACAGGCCAAGGACAAGCUGCAGUCUGACUCUAGUGUCACUGGAGAGCACUUUUUCAUCACCGAUGACACCAAGAUUCUCGACCCGUAUGAGUUCAUUGAGCCGUACAUCAAGGCGAGGGGCUUCAAGCUGAGCACUCGUGCCUAUCCAUUCUGGUUGUUUAUCCUCUUCCUCAGUCUCUACACCUGGCUUCUCGGUCUUUUCGGCUCUGUACUGCCCAAACUGCCCACCGGUCUGACCACCACCAAUGUUCGCCUCUUCUGCACCACGUACUUCUUCAAUCGAACCAAAGCGACGCUCCGACUGGACUACGAACCACUGUACCAACACGAUGAAUCAGAAGAGAGGUCUUUAGCGUACUACAAAAAAGUGGCCAUUUAA